Messenger RNA from Penicillium antarcticum, 1458 nucleotides. RefSeq names its product cytochrome P450. Gene Ontology annotation, molecular function: monooxygenase activity; iron ion binding; oxidoreductase activity, acting on paired donors, with incorporation or reduction of molecular oxygen. The annotation marks the transcript as partial. The transcript is spliced from 6 exons. The record is from RefSeq and is a predicted model, not a curated record. Lineage: Eukaryota; Fungi; Ascomycota; Eurotiomycetes; Eurotiales; Aspergillaceae.
CACGAUCACGAGCAAGGAGACCUUCACCUGCUGCAGCCUACCAUGAAUCUUGCCAAAAUUCACGCAUGGGACCUUGUUGGUGCCGUACUGGCAGCCUUGGUUCUGCGUGCUUUCUACCGGCUCUAUCUCCAUCCCCUUGCGAGAAUCCCGGGGCCCAAAAUGACGGCCAUUACCUCUCUGUAUGAGCUCUACUACAAUGUCGUCUGCGAUGGACGGUUUAUUUUUCGGAUUGAGGAAAUGCACAAGAAAUACGUCCAUAUCAUAGACCCCGAUUUCUACGACGAGAUUUACACUUCAUCGGUCCGAAAGCGCGAUAAGGAGCCCACCUUCGUCCCUACGUUCGGUGUCCCCUAUGCGGCAGUUGCGACCGUCAAGCAUGACGUCCACCGCUAUCGACGCAGCCUCUUGUAUGAGUUCUUCUCCAGGAGGUCAGUGUCAAGAUUAUCGCCCGUGAUUGAAGAACGGGUAGGGAAGCUCAUGAGUCGGUUGGUGGAGUUCCACGUCGGGGGAGAGGUUGUUGAUCUCUGCGGCGCUUUCGGUGCACUCACGUCAGACGUAAUCACCUUCUGCUGCUAUGGCAAAAGCUGGGGCUUCCUGGAAGACCCGGACUUCCGCAGCGAUAUCCGCACGGCGGCCAACGACUUUGCGGGCGUACCGCCGCAGGUGAUGGCAGUUCUGAUGCCCGGCAAAUCGGCCUUGUUCGAGUUUCAACGGUCCAUUUUCGAGCAUUUCUCAGCCGUCGUCGCCGGCCAGCGCAUCACGCUCACCGGGGGGGGGGGAAUAACUAUCAUCAAGCGAUUGACAAGCGAGGCAAUCCCUCCGAGCGAGAGGACUUUGAGUCGUCUCCAAGAUGAAGGCUUCACUCUCAUCGUGGCGGGGACGGAGACGACAAUGCGCUCUUUCGCCUUUGCCGCGAAUUACGUCUUCCAAGGUUAUAUGGUCCGGGAGAGACUACGGGCAGAGCUCAGGCAGGUUCUGCCCACACCAACGAGCACCGCUACGUGGGAGGAACUGGAGAAGCUUCCGUAUUUGCGGUUAUUCGGUUGCCGCGCGUGGCACCAAAUGAAGUCCUACUAUAAUGAGCAUGUCAUUCCUCCCGGGUACGAACCCUCGUUGCAGACCCCAAUGAGCACCUCUAUCUACUUUGUCCACCACAAUCCGGUUAUAUCCCCGGAUCCACACAACUUCAACCCUGAACGGUGGUUCAAGGCAUCGGAGGAUUUCAACCUCAGAAAGUACCUGGUGCCCUUUACAAAGGGCAGUCGCAAGUGUGUUGGCGUGAAUCUGGUAAUCAUGGAAAUUUAUCUGACAGUUGCGACCUAUGUUCGUCGCUUUGUCUUGGAAAUCCAGAGUGUGGAUCCGGGGAACAUCCGUGUCGCGCGCGAUCGAGUGGUUGGCUUCCCGGAGACUGGCACCCUUCAGAUUUGCGCCAAGGUGAAGAGCACCAUACAAGUCUGA